Volvox carteri f. nagariensis is the source of this 2019-nucleotide messenger RNA. RefSeq lists its product as uncharacterized. Lineage: Eukaryota; Viridiplantae; Chlorophyta; Chlorophyceae; Chlamydomonadales; Volvocaceae. The transcript has 5 exons. The record is from RefSeq and is a predicted model, not a curated record. The coding region runs from base 1 to 2019 and encodes 672 amino acids.
AUGGCCAAGCUGACGGCUACUAUCACAUGCGGCGGCGCCGUCGUCGUUCGGACCACUCAGUCGUUGGAGCUACCAGGGUGGGGCAGCGGUGCUGCCGGGGCGCCCCGGGACAGCAGCGGUGUCUACAGCGGUGUCUACAGCGGCGGACAUGAUGCAGGGCUUGAACCUGGGCGGGGCAUUGGGCCCCCCCCCGAUCAUAUCAAUCACCAAAACGCAGCAUUUGUUAUUAGAAUCCCGUAUACCUUCCUCUUCGACCUCGAGCCCACUUCAGGUCCCGCCGCCGCUGGCGGCGUCGGCAGUGGCGUCGGCGUCGGCGUCUUCUCCAGCGGUGCCAUGAUGAGAUUUGCAUCGGGUGCAGUUGAAGCGGGCGUGGUGGCAGUGACUAACCGAAGUGGAGAGGGCGGCGGCGCAGUGCAACCUCCGUUAGACUCCUCUAACGCGGCGGCGGAGGCGGCGGAGCCGCUGCCGCCCGUCUGUUCCAUCGGCAAGUGGCGCCCGGCAGCCGUCGCGGGCUCCAGCGGUGCAUCUUCUUCCGCCGGCGGCUAUGUCGCCUCCGCCACUCUGGACGCCACCUCGGCGGACCUGGCCGUCGCAAGCUUCCGUACUGUGCCGCUAACGCCGCCGCCGCGGCCCGCGCCCACGCCAACCUCGGCGCCCGCUGCGGCAGCGUCCCCCCUGCCGUCCUCAACCCUCCUCACCGCCAGCUCAAAACCCGGCCCUCUGCAAGGCCAAGGCCAAGGCCAACUACUGCCGCAACUACAGCAUCAUCAGCAUCCGCAGCAGUCCACGGAGACGGAAGCGGCGUGCGUGUCCUCCUUCGUCCGCCAUUGGAUGGCGGAGGGAGGUGCCUCGGACACAACCUGCCCUGCAGCGCUGCGAUUCCCGCACGCGAUUGCCCAAGGCAGCUGGAGCUCUGCGACGUAUGGGGGUGGCGCUUCCGACCGUUGCCCGGCGAUGCAGCUUUGGGUGUUGCAGCCGGCGGCGGCGGGGUCGUUGGUACCGCGGGGGGCGUCAAGCCGCCGCUCCUCCACGCCGGCGGCGGCGGCAGACCAUCAGCUGUCUACAGCUGCUGGUGGUGGAGGUGGUGUGCAACCACGAAGGCCCGCCUCCUCGUCCUCUUCGACGUGGCCGAGAGCACGGAGACAGCACCAAGACGGCGCCCAUCCGACACCAGGUAAUAGCGCCGCCGGUUGGCUACAGGGCCUGGGUUGCGGCUUCGCAGCGGGCUGCCUGAUGACCGGGAUGCUGGCGGCGGCGGCGGCGGCGGCCUGCAGCCGCCGCGGCCGCCGUCAGUUCGAUCCAUCGCAGGACCCCGCGGCGGCAGCGGUGCCGCCGCCGGCGGAGCGAGUCGACAUGUACGGCUAUGGCCACAUGUACGAUCCGCGUGAUGAGGAUGUGCUGAGACGACAGAUGUUUUGGAGGCAGGAGAACCAGGGAAAUGGCAUGCCGUACACACAGGGCGGGGUUGUGGGUGGCGGAGGAGGAGGGGGAGUCUUGGAAGGACAUUGGGGGGUCAGCCAGCCGGCCGCUUCCGCUGGCGGCGGCGGUGGGGACAGUCCGGGCUUGCUGAAACGGGCGGGGGCGGGCUUAGGCGAGCUUCUGCGCACGCCCUUGCGCCGCACUCGCCGCGGCACUGGCGGCGCCGCACUCGCCGCGGGUGCACUGUACGAUACCACUACCAUUCCUGAGGGCACCGCAUACGAUAGUCCGUACCUUGGCCACGGCGGCGACGGCGGCGGUACGGCGAACGCCGCGGCGGCGGCGAUGCUGGAGGGCUCGGGGGAGGUGCGGGGCCUGGAGGGGCGCUCGGGGCAGCCACGGGGCCGCACUCGGCGGCGACGUGGCGGCGCCGGUUUCGAGGAUGAGGAUGACGGCGACGAGGGUGGCGGCGGCGGCGAGUAUCACCUGGCCGAGGCCGGCGGCGGUGGUAGCGCCAUGGCCUCUUCGCUGGCACAGCUAUCCCCCAGUGUGCUAAAACUUCUCGCCAGCGGUGAGGUCGAGGUCGAGGUCGAGGGCUAG